Molecule: messenger RNA, 5313 nt
Organism: Syngnathus acus (greater pipefish)
Lineage: Eukaryota; Metazoa; Chordata; Actinopteri; Syngnathiformes; Syngnathidae
Gene: baz1a
Product: bromodomain adjacent to zinc finger domain, 1A
Exons: 28
Coding region: 440-4609 (1389 amino acids)
Biological process (GO): chromatin remodeling
Molecular function (GO): protein binding
Source: RefSeq, a predicted model, not a curated record
GAACAAUGAUGGACAUUUUCAAAUUUGACGAGAUUUCAAGCACAGUUCAGAAGGCACCCUCGUUAGUACCUUGAAGGUGGCGUGCCGGUGGUGGAAGGUCUUGAAAAUAGUUGAACUAAAGCGUGACAAAUCGUGCCGUCAGUAGUGUUUCUGAUUUCAUUCAAAGAGACAUUUGGGCGUCACAGAACGGGCCACUCGACGAUGCCUAGCAUUAGCACAGAGACUUUUCCGCGUUUUGUUCCGGUACGUAAAGUAGACAAAAACUUAGUCAACAAGCCCCCAGUGAGGAAGCCCGCUCUACCCGGGACAGUUUGUUGUUCCGCCUCGCGGAUUACUUGGCGUUGCCACAAACGCACGCAGACACACAAAAUCGACGAGGGGGCACAACGUAACCGAACCUUCGCUGUUAUACUGAGCCCGAACAGAGCGGCCACCCGAGAUGCCGCUUCUUCACAGGAAAGCCUUCGUCCGCCAGGAGCCUCCGGCCGACUUGCGUCCCGACGAGGAGGUCUUCCUUUGCCGCAUCACCCAUGAAAUCUUCCGCAGCUACGAUGAAUUUUUCGAGAGGACCAUCCUUUGCAACAGCCUGGUGUGGAGCUGUUCCUUGACAGGCCGAGCGGGUCUCACCUACCUGGAGGCAGUGGAGAGCGAGCGACGGGCUAAGCAGAGCCUUCAGAACUUUCCGCACUCACUGGUGCGGCCACUGCUGCACCUGGCAGCACUUGGCCGUCGCAGCCGCCUGAGCGAGCUCUGCGAGGAUGUCUACAGCUUUGCCAAAGACCGCUUCUUCCCCGGUGAGACGGUGGACGUCAGCGGACGCGACGAGGCCAGGCAUAUGUGCGAAAUCCUUCAGGUCCACUCGUCACAUUCCAGCACAAACGGAGCAUCAACCGUUAACGGACAUAAUAAGUCAUCCACCAGCAACGUCAUCGUCAUCAGUGACAGCGAUGAUGACGAAGCCGCCGCCUUUCAGAGUCCCAGCAGAAAAAGGAAGAGGCCUCUGAGUCCAUCGGCGUUCAAGUACGAGGUAAGGAUCAUGACUGAGGAGCACAGCGAGCCGUUUGUCGUCAGAGCCAAUCAGAUCAGUCGCAGGAAAAACGUGAUGUCGCGCGAGCGCCUGAAGCUGCUGCUCAAGCAGCACUGCGAGCCAGCCGACGGGAUGGUUCGGCUCAAGGCAUCCAGCGUGGUCAAGUACCGGUUGGCCGAGCAGAACCUUUCCCACUUCUUCCCGGAUGAGCCUCCCCGGUUUCCCUGCAGCAUCAAGAAUGAGGCGGGCUGCUUGCCGGCACAGGCCGGCACGUGGUUGCUGAAGGCGACGGCAGCGGAGAAUCUGAAGCUGCUGCAGCAGGAGGAGGAGAUGAUGCCCAAGGCCGGGCUGAAGACGGCCCAGGAGGAGGCGGCCAAGUUGAAGGAAGAGCAGAGGCAGCGCUUUGAGCAGGACAAGCAGAAGAGAAGAGAGGAGAAGGAGCGCCGCAAGCAGGAGAAGGAUCUGGAGCGUGAAAAGCUGAAGGAGGAGAAAAAGAAAUACGUGGAGAGGCUGAAACUGUGGAACAAACCCAGAGAAGACAUGGAGUGUGAAGACCUGAAGGAUCUGCCCGCUCCCACGCCCGUUAGGACUCGUCUGCCGGCCGAGCUCUUCGGGAAAGCCCUGAUGGUCCUGGAGUUCUUGCGGGCCUUCGGCGAGGACUUUGGCCUCAAGGACGAAUUCCCAGAAGGAGUCACUCUGGAGGUUCUGGAGGAGGCUCUCGUGGGUUCUGAUCCGGAAGGUCCUCUGUGUGAGAUGCUCUUCUUUUUUAUCACGGCCAUCUUUCAGGCUCUGGAUGAGGAGCGAGAGGAUGCGGCCAAAGAUGCGCAAGAAGAUCAGUCGGAAGCUCAGGACGACGAUUCGGAUCGGGUGGCGUCAGCCGCGAGUGCCGACGUGACCUCGGCUGCCGCCUGGUCUCAGCUCCACCUGGGCUGCGGCCUGCACGAGGUGGACCUGGACAGCUGCACGCUUUCGGAAAUCCUACGCCUUCACAUCCUAGCGUCCGGCGCCGAUUGUAACCACGGCAACCCCAAGUUCCGCUACCAGAGGCAGGGCGGCUUCACGUCCACAGACGACCCCUGCGUGGAGCUCUGCUCAGCCCGGCCGGCGCUGAUGACAAAGCUGGCGCGCACAGCCGUCUACGAUCUGACGGCGGGCGAGAAACUGAGCAUCCUGCAAGCCUUGACGGGCAAGCUGCUGACUUUGGCGUCCAGCAGAGAUCUGAUCGAGGAAUGCGUGGAGGAGCAACGCAUCGCCAGGCAAGAGCUGAGGGAGCUCCGGACCGAGCGGCACCGCAGGGAGAGAGAAGAGGCGGCGCGCAGGGUGCGCCUCCGCAAAGAGGAGCGUCUGCGCGAGCAAGAGCAGCGCCUUAAGAUGAAAGAUGGGAUGACGGAAGCGUCGGGCCACCCCAAGAACACAAAAGGUGACUCAUCCGAGGACACGUCUCUCUCCUCAGCCGAAGUCAAAGAAUUGCUACCGACCGCUGACCCCAAAGCUCCAACAGACCCCCCUGGCGCGCUGACGGCGGAGGAACUGGAGGCGGAGCAGGAGAAGGUACGCGAGCUGCACGAGCGCAUCCAGAAGGCGGCAGCCUGCACCAGCCUGCACCCGCUGGGCCGGGAUCGCCUUUACCGACGCUACUGGUUCCUCCCCUCGGCCUCGGCGCUCUUUGUGGAGGAGGACGGAUUUGGCCUGACUGAGGACAUGCUGCGGCCCCACCCUAAAGCCGCCCCGGACCCUGCCGCCACUGACUUGGAGGACGGCCAGCGUGUCCAGCAGGAGCCUGCGGAGGGAAGUGUCGGCUCGAGUCCAGCGCCCCUGCACUGCUGCGGCCCGCCGGUCAACCGUCCCAACCAGUGGUUCUUCUACAGCUCGGUGGAGGAGUUGGACCAGCUGAUGGACGCACUGAACCCACGAGGCCAUCGCGAAAGUGGCCUGAAGGAGGCGCUACAGCAGGAGCGUGAGCGUCUGCAGGAGGUUCUGCAGGCCUGCCAGCGCAGCAAGUACACUUGCACCGACGAUCCCGAGUCAUCCCGAUCUGUCCCGGAAUGCACCGCUGCGGCCGAGACCCUCAUGGAGGGGCGCCUGAGAGACCUGCUGCUGGACAUCGAAGACCGCAUCCACCAGGGAACGCUGGGAACGCUCAAGGUUAUGGGCCGACGCAAGUGGCGGGCGGCACUGAAGACGGGAAACUACCGGCUGCUGAGUCCUGAUGGAAGCGAAGCCCCGACAGAGGACUUGACUCGCCUGAACGCCGGACACGGGCUGCCAGCAGACAAGAUGGUGGCGGUGAGAAGUCUAGCUCGGGCGCUGGGACACGUGGAGCGCGGCAUCGAAAGGCGCUUCCUCAAAGCUCCGCUAGACAGCGUCAGUGACAGCAGUCGUGCUGCCAAGUCUGUGCUGGAGUGCUGGAGGGAGUCUCUGCUGUCGUCUUCCAGUCUGUCGCAGGUCAUUGGUCCCGCCUUCCUCUGCUUUUGGAUGGCUCCGUUUGAAUCAUUUGUGUGUGUGUGUGUGUGUGUGUGUGUGUGUGUGUGCGCACGCGUACGCCUACAGGUUUUUGUUCAUUUAGCCAUCCUGGAGAGAAGUGUGCGGUGGUCUCGCUCGGUCCUGAACGCCCGCUGCCGCGUGUGCCGCCGCAAGGGCGAUGCCAACAACAUGCUCCUGUGCGACGCGUGUGACCGCGGCCACCACACGCGCUGCCUCCGACCACGCCUCAAGAGCGUUCCAGAGGGCGAAUGGUUCUGUCCCGACUGCCGGCCCAAGAAGAGGUCCGGCCGCCUUCCUUCGCGACGGCGGUCUUUGCUGGACCGUGACAGAGAUGAGAAAGAGGAGACGAUGUCUGAGGAAGAGUCCGAGGACCAAGAGGAGUCGGAAGAGGAAGAGCCCGAUUUUGUUGUGAGUACCAGGAAGAGUCAGGCUGCGACCCCCAAAGGCAGGAGCACUCAGGCCACGUCCAAAAGUCAGCAAUUCACCACGUCAAAUGGGAAAUCCAAGUUGUCGGGCAAAAAGGGUGCGUCGCUUCUGUUCAGGGCCGGUGCGUCGGGCGGCAAGGCCCCGCCCCCGUCCGGCAGCAAGAACGACAGUGGCGCCAGAAGGUCGUCGGGGCGCAAGAGAGCGCCCACCCCAGACGCUUUGCCGACUCCAUCGGAACCUCGCAAGUUAGUCCGUCUAGCCGCCACCUCGUCCUCGAGUAGCCGCCGCUCGUCCGGGAGGAACCAAGGCGUCCACGAGCUGUCGGCGUGUGAGCUCCUAGUGGUGGAGCUUGUCCGCCACGAUGACAGCUGGCCCUUCAUGAAGCUGGUGACCCGCACACAGGUGCCCGACUACUAUGACAUCAUCAGCAGACCCAUCGCGCUCAGCAUCAUCCGAGAAAAAGUCAACAACUGCCAGUACCUCAACGCAGGUGACUUCAUCUCUGACGUGGAACUGAUGUUCUCCAACUGCCUCCAGUACAAUGCUCGCCACACCAACGAAGCCAAGGCGGGAGUGCGCCUGCAACAGUUUUUCCGCGCCCAGCUCAGCAAGUUGGGCCUCUCAGAGCAUGCCCCAACCCAAGCGCCGGCCACCAAGCGAGCUCACCUCUGAGCUUGUCACUAUUUCACACACGUCGCAAUCUUGAGGUGACUCGUUGACCACAUUUCAUGGGACUGCAGGGGUCAGAGGUCAUCGUGAAUUGACCAGUUUGUAGAGCAUUAUCCCGUCCCGCCGCUGGCCUUGUUACAACUACUGACCUCUGACCUGCUGAUGUUCAGCGUGUGACUACUUGUGGUGCUUGACUCGAAUCUUUUUGCACUGAAAGCAAACGCACGCGCUCAUCUUUUGCGUUUCUCAGGGACAACAACGAAAAAGUAGUGAUUUUCUUGCUGGCUACCAAAUAAUAUUCUCAUUUCUGUUGCUCAUUCCGCAUUGUUUUUCUCCCAGAAACGCCACUAAUGUUGCAUGCUGGAAAUCAGGUGUGUCAUCGUUAAAAAAAGUCCACACACUCACUGGGGGGAAAAAAGAAAAACAUUUUCAUUUUGUCUUUGUGAUCAUAAAACUUACCAAGAUUGUUUUGGUUCAGAGUUUGAUUUAUGUUCUUUGGAAAACAUCCCACUGCUUAGCUUAGCUUAGCAUUGUUCAUGUGUUCAACCCCUUUUGUUGUGGACUUUUGCCAGUGUGUUUUUGGAGUGCAGGUCGAUGUUAUUGUUUUGCCUCCUUAUUUAUUUCUGACUGAAAGAUGACAUUGCUGCUGUCACCACUUUGUGCAGCCUGCUUGUUAUGGAAAAUAAAGUGUUUUAUAUCAUAACGUA